CGAGCUGCUCUCGCGUUAACUCUGUAAUCGAGCUAAAUUACAAUCUUAGCUCAAACCGUUCAUUAGUUUUAAUGUUAAAAUAGUUUUGUGACCAUGAAACUGCUUAUUAUUUUUAUUCUGCCCGUGAUAUCUGCCCAGCGAUACCGUGGACCUAAUGAAGAGCCUUUUUUGCCGAUUUACCCCAUCUAUCCUUACAGUCCCAAGUUAAUGAAACGCGGAGCCGAAAGUCAUUUUUUGUCGCAACUUAAUCCAGAAGUUUUCGCACAAAAACACAGCCCACGUGAUUCCUAUGCUCUAAAUUAUUAUUCGACGAGUAAUAGUAAUAAUAAUCGUGAACAAAGUACAACGCAGGCAUAUUCAUUGGCAAACCCGCAAGCGUACACUACAAUGUCAACAUUACAUGUGCCGCAGAACGUAAAUUACAACAGUAACCCAUCGAAUUAUUAUAAUUAUCCACUGGCAGUUUUAGCUCAGCCCCAAUCAUACGCAACAGCGGCAAAUUAUCCAAAUUACCAGUCGAAUUAUCAGCAAGCUUACGUGUCAGCAAACUAUCCGCAACAAAGUUACUCUACGGGCAAAAACCAGGAGAAACAGCGAAACGAGUCAAAUUUCAAAGACGCGACGUUUGUCGACGGAUCCAAUUACAUAACGAUCAUAAAAGACUUGAAGGAUCUCGAGGGCCAGUCGACAGCGCAGAUUCCCAAUGCAGCGUACAGACUGAUAGGAUUCGAAGGAGUUCAACGUCCGCCACCUCCACCGUCUCAGCCAACUGCAGCAGCUUCCGGUUACAGAUACCAGCAACUGGACCAAAUGACGGCUCAAGCUCUAGGAAGACUUAUUGCCCAGCAGUCUGCAAUAUCCGCCACAGCCGCACCAACAUACACUCCAGUGACUCAAAAUCAGUACGAAACCGAGGGCUACAUGCCUCAAACGGUCCAGCAAAAUUCCCCGGUGAUCGCCAAAACUGGGCUGGCUUACGUGAUGAAUCCCAUGCCCAUCAACAUCGUGCCUCGACACAUCGCUCGUGGACAGGACAGCUACCAGGAUCUGAGGAAUCAGGUCACCAGACCGGCAGCUAAUCAAGUGACUCAAGUGUCCUUGGAACCCUCUCAGGGCGUAUAUAUUCCGCCGAUGAGGAUCAAAAGUCCCCGCUAUUCUGACUACUACACCCAAGCCAGUCCUGCGUACCCUUCUAAUGACCAAGCUCAGCAAAAUUCCGCUUACGUCUACCCCUCGUACGCGGGAUACGCAGGACUAACCAGUCCUGAAAUGAAUUAUAAACUGAUAGAUAAUAACAAUAAUUAUUACGCCACCAAAAGAAAUAUUAAAGUAUUGAAACCUUAGGUAUUGUUAUUUAAUUUUUGAUAUUUAUUUUUGUUACUGUUACUGUUAUUAUUAUUGUUAUUGUUAUUGUUUGUUUUUAUGACGUUUUGUGUAUUGAAAUAAAGUUAUAAAAAUAAUGAGAAUUCUGGUUGUUGAAUAUAUUA
Messenger RNA from Microplitis mediator, 1487 nucleotides. RefSeq lists its product as uncharacterized. Lineage: Eukaryota; Metazoa; Arthropoda; Insecta; Hymenoptera; Braconidae. The record is from RefSeq and is a predicted model, not a curated record. The transcript is spliced from 2 exons. Bases 94 to 1344 code for a protein of 416 amino acids.